Molecule: messenger RNA, 528 nt
Organism: Amoebophrya sp. A120
Lineage: Eukaryota; Dinophyceae; Syndiniales; Amoebophryaceae
Source: the annotation of a GenBank genome assembly
GUAGAUCUCGUCGAGUAAUUUUCAUCAAGCCUGCAUGUGGUAUAAUUGUUCAUGCGUCAGAUUAUUUAUGGCGAAGAUCCCGAUCGUCUCUCAGUGGACUCCUGACGUCGAGUCCUAACGAGCAGGAGUUGAGCAGCCCUUUUAUCAAAUGCAAAAAUGUCUUGGUCUGGAAGGUUGGAACUUGUGAUGCUAACUUUGGACUCCAAAAAAAUUUGUAUUGCAUGACCAGCAAGACAAGUCUAGUUGCAGUUUGUGCUUAUGCAAAAUAUGAAUGACAGGUCUCAGAAUCUUCCAGACCCCGACGUUUUUGCAUUUGAUAACUCUUUGACACGAACCGAUCAGACGUCCAUCGCGGGUGGGACCUUCUUUCAAAGCGGAAACGUCAGAGUUUUCGGCGGGCUUACGCUGAACAGCGGAGAUGCAGUUUCACGCAGCAUAUUCAGCCGCAUAUAGGAGGGCAUGGCGCAGAUUCAGGCAGUACCAGGACGACGCCGAGAAGCGGAGAACUUACGACGCGCUAUUUAAAAC